UCUAUUCCAUUUCUAAUCCUCCAUUGAGAAGAAUUAGUCCAAAAUUAAAACCUUCAAGAAACCCCUUUGGCCCCAGAAGAAGGCUAGCUUUACAGCUUAGAUUAUGAGAUGUUGAGUCCUUUCAUUUGUGGCAGUUUUCAUCAUCAUCAAGAAGAGGAAGAUGAACCUCUACAGCAGGGUUCUAGCCCCUGUUCCACUCCAAGAAAAUCAAGAAAAAGCACCAAGGAUAGCAAGAACCCAUAUUCCACUCGUGGACUUGACAAGUUCUCUGCACUUUUAGCUGAUCUUGAAGAGAAGAGGCAACAGAUAUAUUCCCAGGUGGAUUCUCAGGAUAUUUCAUUUGUUCGUUUCGUUUACUCCAGCUCAAAUGAUUGCGUCCCAAUCAUAGUGAAGUUGAAGGAUCAGAAUAAGCAAGAUCAAAAUAAGGGCAUUGAUUUUAAAGAUGAACCAAGAACCACACAAAACGCAGAAGCUUUGGAUAAAUCGCCAAUAGAGACAUCAGCUGUUCAGCAUGAGGAAGAAUCCAAGCAAACAAGAUUGGAAACUGAUAAAAAGACUGAGAAGAAGAGGAUGCUUUCAUGGAACUUGAAGUUGCAUAAAUGGAGAAGACCUUCGUAUUAUAUGCCAAUGUUUAUAGUCUUGAUUUUGCUGUUCUUGGCUUUCUUUGGAAGAUCAGUAGCAAUUCUAUGCACCUCUAUUGGGUGGUAUCUAGUCCCUACAUUGAGUUCAAAAAGACCAGCAAAGAAGAAGCAAUUGGUGAGAAGAUACAGUGAAAUUUCUCCAAGGAGCAACAAGAAUAUGACUGGGGAUUCCAAGGUCAAAUCUCCUCAUGGGCGUCAAAAUAGCUUCUGAAGAUUAUUUGAUUUUUCUUGUUUCUUUAAUUUUUUUUUUCUUCUUUUUGUUUUAGAAUUAGCAUUUUUGUCUGUUGUGAUGAUGAUGUAGAAAAAAUUUUCGGUUCCCUUGUUUGGUGGGGAUUGAAAUUUCAACUCUUUGAAAUGUUCAUAAAUGUAAAUUAUGCGUUCAACGAUAUUAACUAUAUAAUGCCCUGUAAUGUUUUAUUCAAAGUGGUUUUGUAAGGUUUCUUCGAAAUUGAAUGGCACUUUUUUUAAUUGUGUUUCUAAAUAA
Molecule: messenger RNA, 1125 nt
Organism: Hevea brasiliensis (rubber tree)
Lineage: Eukaryota; Viridiplantae; Streptophyta; Magnoliopsida; Malpighiales; Euphorbiaceae
Exons: 1
Coding region: 109-852 (247 amino acids)
Source: RefSeq, a predicted model, not a curated record